Messenger RNA from Mytilus trossulus (common blue mussel), 2998 nucleotides. RefSeq names its product mycosubtilin synthase subunit B-like. The transcript has 2 exons. Gene Ontology annotation, molecular function: phosphopantetheine binding; catalytic activity. Gene Ontology annotation, cellular component: cytoplasm. Lineage: Eukaryota; Metazoa; Mollusca; Bivalvia; Mytilida; Mytilidae. Gene Ontology annotation, biological process: secondary metabolite biosynthetic process; amino acid activation for nonribosomal peptide biosynthetic process. The coding region runs from base 143 to 2998 and encodes 951 amino acids. The record is from RefSeq and is a predicted model, not a curated record.
UGCAGAAAAUGUUCGCACGAAACUUCAAGAUUAUCUCUUCAAAGAUGCAAGAGUAUUGGAAAUUGGUUGUGCAUCAGGAAUUACGACAAAAAAAGUUAGGCCACUUGUAGGAUUCUAUUUAGCGACUGACAUCUCACAAAUUAUGGUCAACAAACUUUCCAAACAAUACAAAGAUGAUUGUAAUUUUCAAGCUAUUUGUGUCUCAGCUCAUGAUGUUCACAAGCUGGUAGAUCAAAAUUUCGAUGUUAUUAUCAUAAAUAGUGUCGUGCAUUGUUUUCCUGGUCAUAACUAUUUCAAGAAAGUAUUUGCGGCAUGCGAAAAUCUACUCAGUGAUAAUGGUGUUAUUUUUAUCGGAGAUAUCAUGGACUUGGAUCUGCAAACGAAUUUGAUAACAUCUACAAAAUUGUUCAAGGAAAAACAUCCCAAUUUAAGAGUAAAGACUGAAUGGAACGACGAGCUUUUCCUUUCGAAAGACUUUUUGAGCAAUGUUUGCAACAAUUCUGAAAAGAUACAAAGUGUGACAUUUUCAAGAAAAAUAUACACCAUUUCAAAUGAACUUACCGAUUUUCGAUUUGACGCAAUAUUUACAAAUGUUUGUAACCAUCAUAACAAGAAGAAUGACGUCAACACAUAUGCUGCAGGAAAUAUUCGUACUCAGAAUCCAAACGCAUUUGAAGACGAAUGGAUAGAUGGGAUAACAUUUUCUGAUCAGGCGUACAUUUUAUUUACCUCUGGAACAACUGGAACACCGAAAGGAGUCAUCAUUAGUCAUGAAGCUUUACUAAAUUACGUUCUUUGGGCAUCAAAAACAUACAACUUCACGACCGAAUCUACGAUUCCUUUCUUUUCGCCACUAACAUUCGAUUUCACUGUAACGAGCAUUUUCCCACCAUUGCUGAAUGGAAGUAAAAUCAAAAUUUUCCCGAAUUUUCAUGACUCGUACGAAGCAAUUGCUUUGUCAAAUGAACUCACGAUUGCAAAAUUUUCGCCUCUACAGUUAGAGACAAUUCUGUCUACUGCUAGACAAUCAAUCAGCGUAUCAGUUUUUAUUUUAGGAGGUGAAGAAGUUCCUGCGAAACUUCUUUCUGAUUUAAAAUGUAACAUGAGUGGCAAAGAAUUUAAGGUGUGGAAUGAAUAUGGACCAACAGAAGCAACAGUUGGAUGCAUUUUUAAAUGUUUCAAAAGCUCUGAUAUUCCAGUUAACCAGUCGAAUUUUGUAACAAUAGGAAAACCAAUACAAAAUGUGAUUGCUGUUGUUGUGAGAAAAGAUAACCUUCAAGUGCCAAUAGGAGGAAGAGGUACACUCGCUAUCGGAGGUAAAUGUCUUUGUAUAGACUUUACCGGCAUUGGUAUUCUCAAACAAACACAAGUUAAAGAAUCAUUCGUUUCGGCUGAUUUCGGAAGACCUGGGGAAGUAAUGUUAUUAACAGACGACAUAGUUGAAUGUCUUCCAAUGUCUGGAGAUUUGGCGUACUUCGGUCGGGAAAGCAACAGAACAUUAAAAAUCAAAGGAUUCAGGGUCGAUUUAUUAGAAGUGCAACACUCCAUAGAAAAUGAGCCUCUUGUUAACAAAGCAUGGGUAUGUUCAUUUUUAUACAAACGUCAACAUUACCUUGGAGCAGCAAUUUUGUAUAAACAAAUUACGCAUGAAUCUCAUCGAUCAUGGGUUAGCAAAGCCAAAUCAUCACUGAGGAGUUGUCUUCCGAUUCAUGCUAUUCCAAAUGUCUUUAUCCAAGUUGGCAAAGCCCCUCUAAAUGCGAACGGGAAAAUAAAUACUCCUUUAAUUCAGAGGCUGUGUAUUGAUGAGCUACAGUCAAACAUAGAGAGACGUGAUAUCAGUGAAACAAACCCCCAUGAAUCUGAGAUAGAAAGACAGAUGAAAGAAAUUUGGCAAAGUGUACUUCCAAUUAAUCAUCUACCAACUCUGAAUGACAAUUUCUUUUUCGACUUAUCUGGAGAUUCUCUGCAAGCUAUUCAUGUUGUUAGAAAAAUGCGAAAAGCUGGAUUCAACAUUUCUGUAACAGAUAUAUUUCAAAAUCCAACUAUUCGACAAUUGAUAGCUUGUCCUGAAAUAAAAACUACAUUGUCACAAGAAACAGAAAGUUAUUGUGAAGACCAUAGGAUUUUCAAGCCUACACCUAUAGUGCAUAGCUAUAUGUCGGGAUAUCGUAUGAACCAUGAUUUGUUUUCAAUGCCAGCUUUAUUGCGAUUUGAUAAUCCAAUAAGCGUUAACAUUUUACGGUUAGCUCUACGAUGUAUCAUGAUGAAACAUGGAUCACUACGAUCUAGAUUCUACACAAACAAUAAUGUUACCUUACAGGAAAUUCUUCCACUAGGAGAAGAUCAACCGAGAAUCGAAAAGAUUGAAAUGAACCAAAAUGAUACCAGUAUGUGGAAUGAACCUACCUUCAUCGAACUUUCUGAAAGAUUAGAAAAAAGUCAUUCUCUAGCGGAUGGUAUUCUGUUAAAUGCAGGCAUAAUUGACAUAGCAAAGCCAUCAGGAAAAACAGAACACUUUUGUCUUGUGGUAAUACAUCACAUUGCAAUAGAUAUAGUGUCAUGGCAGCAAGUUUUAGAAGAUUUAGCAGACGCCUUUAAUCGUCUUAGUAAUAACCCAACUAACCCACCAGCUCUAAAAAGAUGUGUUUUACCAUUUGAAAAGUUUUGCACUACCUUUCAUAAUCAAAGUAUAGAAAUUGCAGAAUCAGAGAUGUUGUAUUGGAAAGAAGUUGGAGUAAAAUGUCAGAAGACUGGUCAGCUUAAACCGAACAACAAAUCAAACAGCUUUUUAACAGCAAAAUGGAUAGAGUUCAUGGUUGAAUCAAAAGAUAUCAGAUCUUUAGCAAUUUCAAGUGGAUGCUCCGAACAAAACAUUUUGUUAACAGCAAUUGGAAGGAGUAUGUGUAAAUUGCAUGGAAACAAUAGAUCAUCGCUUUGUAUGGAAAGUCAUGGGAGAAAUCUUAAAGAUGUUGAUUCUACAGACACUGUCGAGGGAUAG